AUGAGGUCAAAAGCAACCCUCUGUGCCCUCUGGGCAUCUCUUAUAUCUUUCGGCCUAGCAGCAUCCUGCGAUCAGCUAAGCAACCCCUACCAAGGCCCUGACGAUACGCAAUUCGAGAUCACUUGCAACGCAUAUUCACUCGGCGGCAAUCAAAUCGGUCCCACCAUCGAGGUCACCGAUUUGUCGUCAUGCAUCGAGCUUUGUGCCACUACGUCAGGUUGCAAAGCCGCACUGUUUGACCGCAGCCAGUAUUUGUGCUACACGCUAGACGAAUCGGAUGGCCCAGCGUCCAACAGUCUGUAUGACAUGGCUGUUUUGCUGUCAUCUGCUGCAUCAACCACGGCGAUAACAUUUACGACAAUCCCGACUACUUCAUCUGCCGUCUCGGCACCGACACCUUGCAACCAACUCGAUAACCCUUCCUAUAUCGACGAUGUCAAGUUCACAAUCUUUUGCGGCCUACAAGCAACUGGCGGUAAUCAGGUCGACUACAGCAACCAGCUGCGCAGCUUGACGGAGUGCAUGACGUUCUGCGCUGACACCUUGGCUUGUCGCGCAGUCACGUUCGACAACUGGUUCAAAGAUUGUUACUUGUACGAUGGGUUCAAUGGUUUCAUGAGUGACUCCAACAAGGACAUGGCUAUAGCAUCCCGACCAGUUGCCUCAUCUACAACUGAAGCCCCAACUGAAGUUCCUACAACCACAUCAAUGCCUGCGGCGUCAACUACAGCAUCAUCAGGACCGCUCUCCUGCGAACAAAUGGCCGGCAGUGUUUAUACUGGUCCCAACGAGAACAAGUUUACUAUCAGUUGCGAUACUUCCUCGACCGGUGAAUCUAUCUACCGACGGGAUGAAGAAGAUAGCAUGCAGGGAUGCGUGGAUCGAUGUGACAGGGAAAGCAGAUGUAUUGCUGUCAAUUUCCUACCUUCUCCGUAUUACGAAUGCGACCUGAUUGAGUCAUUCAGUGGGACAAAAUCUUCACUUAGUACCAACUUUGCUUCCAAGAUACUUUCAUCAGCAUCAACCUCUGCGUCAUCUGAGACUUCAUCAGCACUCUACACAAGCUCUUUAGCGUCGAUAUCAUCCGGAUCUCCAGAAACUACAUCGUCAUCAUUGCCAUCGACACUCACAUCAGAGACCAUGUCAGCGAGCACAUUGGAGUCGCUAUCAUUCACAACUACAUCAGCUGUUACCUCCGAAGCAGCUGCCUCACUAUCAACAACCUUGUCAGCCUCUACAUCACUAUCGCUAUCGUCAGGCGCUCCUUCAGGGACUAUAUCGGAGUCUGCACUUCAGUCUACACUAGCGUCUACAUCAGCUACAACCUCACUGGCGGUCAUCUCAUCAUCGACUGAAUUGUCAGCAUCUCUACUAACCGACCCUUCAUCGCCGUUGUCGUCAGAAUCUGUAUCAGAAUCUACAUCAACUUCUCUAGAUCCAACUACCGUUGCAACAAGUACCGUCUCACUGCACACCGAUUCUACCAGCAUCGAGAUGUUGGCCUCCGAGACUUUGACCACUAAAACAUCCUCCGCGGAAACAUCAAGUUUGGAGACAUCGAUCUUGCAAACAUCAGACACUACAGCCCCGGCCACCACGAUCCAAUCUACCGUCACCGAAUCGAGCUUGAGUGAUACCGGCCGUAUUUCCACUGAGAUACAGUCCACAUCAGAUGCUUCCGCUUCGCCUUCGACCUCAUCAACUCCUACUGCAAGUAACAUUCCUGCCCUUGGUGAAUAUGCCUUCACAGGUUGUUUGAAAUCCCUUGAGGGCUAUCCAUCUUUCAAAGAGGUAGCAACUGAUCCAAAAAUGACCACCGGAAAGUGUGUCGACUUGGCUUCCGGAAGCAAGUACAUAGGUGUCUAUCAAGAGACUUGUUAUAAGGCCGAUCUGCUUGAUGAUACAGAAUUAAUUAUGGAUGCAAGCUGCGAUCUUCCAUGUCCUGGAGAUCGUACUCUUUUCUGUGGUGGUAUUCUUCGCAGCGAUCAAAGGCUUCUGCAUCGAGCGAUUGCACCUAACCGUCUUUUGACCCUCUAUAGCAAGGCGGCUUCCUCCUCCGACACCACUUCGUCUGCAUCCGUCACUGCCUCUGCUUCUUCCCUACAGACUACGGGAGCUCAAACCGAUAAAACAACUUCUGGAUCAACUUCUACUUCACGCUACAGUCAGACAGACUCAUCGUAUUCUCUUUCCUCCUUUACAACUAGGAGUGCUGGCUCAAAGACGCUUUCGGCCUCUCACUCCAUCAUCGAAGAGACCACAUCUGAGACUCGCCUGCCAACAUCCCUCCCUACCCCAACUGCCAUCCACACUGCUUACUCGACUUUGACCAUCGGUCAUGCUUACACCAAGACUCAAUUUGCCGUGACGGUAACCACUGUUACGUACACUACUAUCAACCCAAGCAAUCCUGCAUCUCUGACCACAACCUGUGUUCCGAUUACCCUUCUCUACACCCCUUGCGGGUGUAAGCAUCAGGUGUACCCAACAGUUGAUAUGACAACUGUUGCUUGUACUCAUGGAGGGGAUGUUGCUACUCUGACAGUUCCAAAGGCUGCUUAUGAGACUAGCAGUGCGAUCUAUACACACCCGAUUGUGCAGUAUCCUUCAGGUUGGGUUGGAGGACAUCAGACAGACGCUGCCGGCAACGGUCAUCCUGUGGUACAACCUACAGCAGGUUCACAUGGUGGUUCCAUAGGUGGUAGGCCUGAGAGUCCUUCUCUAUCCCCAGGAUUCGGAGACAGUUCCCAUCCUAGUUACAAGACGUACCAGCCUGCGGACUAUACUUCGGUUGCAGGAUCAAAGGACGGCCAUGAACCAGGGCAAGGGAACCAAAAACCCUCCGUCCCAGCUGAUCGCUCACCAGAGUCCAGCACGAAAACUCAGGCGAACCCUUCGAAGCCAACAUCUCCAAAGAGCUUGACUACCGCGACAAGUAUCUUGACAACACCCCAAAUCUACACUUCAGCCAUUCCUUCCCAAUCACCUCCUCAUCGCCAGGGUGAAGCUCUUUCAGAGUCCGAGGAAGCGCCCCAUACUACCGCAGUGGUUGUUUCAGAGGCUCAUAGAUAUGACCUCACAUCAUGGACUGCGAUGACUGCAAUAGUUGGGAUGAUUUUAUACCUUUAA
Messenger RNA from Fusarium proliferatum ET1, 3129 nucleotides. RefSeq lists its product as uncharacterized. Bases 1 to 3129 code for a protein of 1042 amino acids. NCBI's taxonomy places the organism in Eukaryota, Fungi, Ascomycota, Sordariomycetes, Hypocreales, Nectriaceae. The transcript has 2 exons. The record is from RefSeq and is a predicted model, not a curated record.